ACCAAAAUUUGUGGGCUAAAGCAGGCUGCGAAAACAAAAACCGCAUGCACAAGUCGGCUCGUUGAAAAGGGUAUAUUCAGAAACUCGAACAUAAUCUCACAGCAUCGUCCCCAAGGUUUAAAGACAUUUAUUCCUUGAUCAAAAUGAGUGAUAACGUGCCGAAAAAAGAUGUUACCGAGCAGGGCGACCAAUUUGAUUUCGAGGAGUUCGGGAGGUAUGUCCCGCUGUGCGUCCGCCGUAAUAUAUUAACCCAAAUGAUCUCUGAUUUCCCCGAGCCGAUGAAAGAGCGCGUGAAAGCGUUAAAAGAGCUCCAGUUCGAGAACACUCAGUUGGAAGCUGAAUUUUAUAAAGAAGUAUUCAGUCUCGAGUGCAAGUACCAGAAGCUCUACACCAAACUAUAUGAGAAAAGGAGUGAGAUAAUUCAUGGCAAGCGAGAACCCACACCUUCGGAGAGCUCCUUCGAUAUCCCUGAGCCAAACAUCGAGCCACAGUUGAAGGACAAGCUCUAUGAAAUUGCCAAGCACAAGAUGUCAAUAAACACAUCCUUCACAAAUGACACAAAAGGUAUCCCUGAGUUUUGGUUCCAAAUCUUUCGUAAUGUCUACAUGUUGAGUGAGUUAAUUGAGAAGCACGAUGAACCUGUUUUGAAGACUUUGCUGGAUGUCAAAGUUGACUACUUUAAUGAACCAAUGGGCUUCACUUUACAUUUUAUAUUUGGACCAAACAAGUACUUCUCGAAUAAGGUGCUCACAAAGGAAUAUACAAUGACUUGUGUUCCCAGCAGGGAGAACCCCUUCAAUUUCGACGGGCCAGAAAUCACAAGCUGCAAGGGCUGUGAGAUCAACUGGUAUCCCGAAAUGAACCUAACAAGACUCCGAAAGGUGAAAGAAGAUGAUGAAGAAGAGGACGAGGAAGAGAAGUAUUUAGACUCGUUCUUCAACUUUUUCUCCCCGCCCUCUCCUCCAAUCGCUGGACAACUAGCAAUAGAUGAGGAUGCUAUUCGGCGAUUAUCCUAUGAUUACGAAAUCGCUCAUUACAUUCGUGAGCGCAUAAUUCCCCACGCAGUGCUUUUCUAUACCGGUGAGGGCAUUGAUGACAGUGAUGAGGACGAUGAUGAAGAUGAGGAUGACGAUGACGACGAUGACGAUGAUGAUGACCAAGAGGAGCUUGCGGAUGUCAUUCGCAAACACUGGAUGACCACCAAUUCCAACCAAACUGCCUAAUUCUACAUGUGAUACUCUAUGCAUUGAAAAUGUAUAAAAACACGGUUAUCUUGUUAUUACAUUCAUAAUACAUGUUGUGAAGUUUC
Ctenocephalides felis (cat flea) is the source of this 1309-nucleotide messenger RNA. Its product is annotated as nucleosome assembly protein 1-like 1-A. Gene Ontology annotation, molecular function: histone binding; chromatin binding. The transcript has 9 exons. Lineage: Eukaryota; Metazoa; Arthropoda; Insecta; Siphonaptera; Pulicidae. Gene Ontology annotation, biological process: nucleosome assembly. The record is from RefSeq and is a predicted model, not a curated record. The coding region runs from base 144 to 1223 and encodes 359 amino acids. Gene Ontology annotation, cellular component: chromatin; nucleus.